Molecule: messenger RNA, 29141 nt
Organism: Pelobates cultripes (western spadefoot toad)
Lineage: Eukaryota; Metazoa; Chordata; Amphibia; Anura; Pelobatidae
Source: the annotation of a GenBank genome assembly
GUGUGAACAGCAAGCUGCGUACAGCUAAGCUCUCUGAACCGAUACUGUGCUGCCUCGAGUUUCUCAUAAAUUGCAAUGGGUCGAUUUCCUCUUGGUGGGAUGUCACCGCAGAUCAGAAACAGUUUUGGGGGGAGCUGCGACUCUUUGAACUUCUACUGCACAAGUUAUAACACAUCUUAUGGUGAGAGAGGAAACAGAGGGGGUGUAAUAAGGACUGCGGGAAGGGAACAGUGUGGUACAGAAAGAUUUGGGAUAAAUGGGGUACAGUUGGGGUGACAUUUUAAUCUGUUCCACCAAGAAAUGCAAGAUUUGCGCCUAUAUUAAAAUAUAAACUGUGUCAAAGUGAGCAUUCAAAGUUCUCAUGUUUAAUUCAAGUUUUUUUAAUAUCAGUUUUCAUAAAUAUGAUAUAUAGAACAUAUAUACGGUGUUAUUUACUAAAGUGAAUAUCCUAUAGAAAGCGUAAGUAACUGAACUGUAGCAUAGCAACGUUGGGUUUAUUCCCCACUAUGGUUAUAUUAGCCUUACAUUUCAAAUUCCCUUUAGUGGAAAACCCUGUAAGGUUCCUUAUAAAAUGUAUUCUGUGCUGCAGACUAUGUUUGUGCUAUAUAAAUACAUAAUUACAGGAGUUAGAACAUUUGUAUUGUAAAUGUAAACUAAUCCAUGUUUAGGAUCCAAUUCUGGUGUUCUAUCAAAUUUCUCUACCCCGUGAAAUAUCCGAGCACCGGCACUGUGCGUCCUUGCUGCAAAAUCCCUUUAUUCUAUUACUAUGCCAUAAAAAUUGAACAUUACGGAACUCAUAUAUUAUGAAAUGGUGACGUUUUAUGGCGUAGUAAUAUAAUAAAGUGAUUUUGUAGCAAAGACCCACAGUGCCGGUAUAAAUUGGAUCCUUAUAUAGAUGUGUUAUAUAGGGUGUUCAAAUUAUUACAUAGUUGAAGUGCAGAGCUACCUUCCAGGAGAUAUAUAUUGUCGUAUUUCUCCUCCUAGUGGAAUUAUCAUAUAUUACAAUUCUGGUGUUUGAUCUUAUUUAGGAUCUUCACAAUUUGUACCUGGUGGUGUUCCACAGCAGGGUGUGCUCACCCACCGAAACACAGGAUAUCAGUCAAACAUGCGUCCUGCUGUCUACUACUCACCUAACCUUGAUCGCAAGGACAACCCAAGUUUAGGGUAAGCUUUGAGCAUUUCAGGUUCUGCCUUUGGUUUACCUGUUUACACAAUAACACCUAUGUCUUUUCUAUUUCUGGCCUUCUUCACAUCAUUAAAGUUUUUAUUGAUUUCAUUAAAUUCAUGCUCAACCUUACAGUUUUAUUUAACAGUUUGCCUCCAGUCAGUGUUAGCCAUUUAUUCUGGGUGGAUUUGUUGACCAUCAUGUGGGUCUUCUAAAAUGUUACUUUUGAUCUCCUAGAACCUCUCUUGCCUACAGUAUCAUUCCCUGUUUUAUUUCCUAUUUCUCACAGGCUAAUUCUAAGAAAUAAUUAUACAUCAAUAACCAACAGAGAUUAUCACCCUCAUCAGCUGCCAACUGGCACCGAGCCAUUGUCUUCCACAGCUUGCACCGGAGAGAGUGGUUACAUUAAGAGCAACUCUGUCACCAACCCCAAAUCCAGAACUGUGAGUUUUAAGGGGGAGAUAAAUUGUGUGUUUGUCAGUGCAUUUAUUGGCUUAUCUUUGCUCUAAGGGCAUAACCGUCUUUACACCCUCUUUGGUUGGAAGCACAACUUGUCCAAACAAAAACUAUACAUGCAAUGAAAACCUGUGUAUUCAUCCUUCUCUCAGAGAUACAAUGCCUCGAUCGGACCAUUUGACUUCUUUGAAAGAAUAUUCUAGACCAAGAAACGUUGUUUUCAAGGUGUAAAAGCGGUCACUGUAGUCAGAUCUCACUCCACUAGGACCAUCUUGAACUUGACCUGAUCUUUCCUCCGAGGUCAUAUGUAAAGGGUAGCUACGUGGUCCGUUAAUUCCAUAUUUGCUAAACAUUACCACGUAGACAUCUCCUAAUCAAUUUCCCUUCUUUUAUUGGCUCUGGCAUUUCCCAUUAGUUUAUGCCAUCUCUGACCUCGAAAACAGAAGAUUCUUACUAUAAGUGCCCGACUCUUUUUCUGACCAUUUCCAAUGGCAUUGAUGGGUAUUUCCUUUCCAUUGCGUUCGUGGGCGUUAUACUAAAGCCAUGUGUCUAGGGAAGGAGAGCUGAUAUUUAAAUGUAUUAAUUAGUUAAUCACUUCCUGUAUUAAAUGCGGAGAGUAAGGCAUUAAUCAAUUAGUGUUGUCACUGUGGGAAAUAGCCAGAAAAAGAAAAUUAAAGUUUGUUUAAUGUAGCCCAACUAAACCGUAUGUUGUAUGCUCCAUUGAAACUGAGCUAUCAAAUUAUACAGACUGUGUAAUAAUAGGAUGUAAUCUGUCCAGAACUGCGAAAUUCUAAGGCUUUUAUACCGAUUUGUCAUUUUGGUUUUGAGAUGGAUCACUUCAUUAAUGUUUCCAUUCAUUUCUAAUCUAUAUUUCACUCUCUAGCUACUGGCAAACUGAUAGUUUUAUGAAGGGCUGUAAUGUUGCCAUAAAUAAAUCAAUCCGUACAAAUCAAAAUCUUUUUAAUCCACACCCAAACAAAUCAAUUUGUUCGAUAAAAUAUUAUUUCUCGUACCGAUCGAUUCGUUUAUGGAGAAAACAGAUUUAUGCUCAAGUCUAUAGUAAUGGUCUCGUGACAUAAAUAAUUGACAGAAUGUUUGGUGGGAUAAAGCCUGCAGAUAAUUGCUAUGAUAUCUAUAGCUGUCAUGUUUAUUGUUUUCAAUGCAUAAUGCAGGUCAAGUCGGUGUACUUUGACACAAAAGAUCAUGGAGCAGGAGCUAUGGCUGGCCUCAUUCCACGACAUCAACCUCUGCUGUUUGCAAACCAAGACAAAAAGUCUCCAGAGACUGAGAACCUCAAACAUGUGAGUUCUGCAAAGUUUUCCCCAAUGCUUUUUGUCCCCAGUGCCUUCGCCUUACACUCAGACAUUCUAUAUAAGCAAUGUGUCAGUUUUCCCUUACACUCGGACAUUCUAUAUAAGCAAUGUGUCAGUUUUCCCUUACACUCGGACAUUCUAUAUAAGCAAUGUGUCCGUUUUCCCUUACACUCAGACAUUCCAUAUAAGCAAUGUGUCCGUUUUCCCUUACACUCGGACAUUCUAUAUAAGCAAUGUGUCCGUUUUCCCUUACACUCGGACAUUCUAUAUAAGCAAUGUGUCAGUUUUCCCUUACACGCGGACAUUCUAUAUAAGCAAUGUGUCAGUUUUCCCUUACACUCGGACAUUCUAUAUAAGCAAUGUGUCCGUUUUCCCUUACACUCGGACAUUUUAUAUAAGCAAUGUGUCCGUUUUCCCUUACACUUGGACAUUCUACAUAAGCAAUGUGUCAGUUUUCCCUUACACUUGGACAUUCUAUAUAAGCAAUGUGUCAGUUUUCCCUUACGCUCGGACAUUCUAUAUAAGCAAUGUGUCAGUUUUCCCUUACGCUCGGACAUUCUAUAUAUUCAAUGUGUCAGUUUUCCCUUACGCUCGGACAUUCUAUAUAAGCAAUGUGUCAGUUUUCCCUUACACUCGGACAUUCUAUAUAAGCAAUGUGUCCGUUUUCCUUACACGCGGACAUUCUAUAUAAGCAAUGUGUACAUUUUCCCUUACACGCGGACAUUCUAUAUAAGCAAUGUGUCAGUUUUCCCUUACACGCGGACAUUCUAUAUAAGUAAUGUGUCAGUUUUCCCUUACACUCGGACAUUCUAUAUAAGCAAUGUGUCCGUUUUCCCUUACACUCGGACAUUCUAUAUAAGCAAUGUGUCCGUUUUCCCUUACACUCGGACAUUCUAUAUAAGCAAUGUGUCAGUUUUCCCUUACACUCGGACAUUCUAUAUAAGCAAUGUGUCAGUUUUCCCUUACACUUGGACAUUCUAUAUAAGCAAUGUGUCAGUUUUCCCUUACACUCGGACAUUCUAUAUAAGCAAUGUGUCAGUUUUCCCUUAGACUCGGACAUUCUAUAUAAGCAAUGUGUCCGUUUUCCCUUACACUCGGACAUUCUAUAUAAGCAAUGUGUCAGUUUUCCCUUACACUUGGACAUUCUAUAUAAGCAAUGUGUCAGUUUUCCCUUACACGCGGACAUUCUAUAUAAGCAAUGUGUCAGUUUUCCCUUACGCUCGGACAUUCUAUAUAAGCAAUGUGUCAGUUUUCCCUUACACUCGGACAUUCUAUAUAAGCAAUGUGUCCGUUUUCCCUUACACGCGGACAUUCUAUAUAAGCAAUGUGUACAUUUUCCCUUACACGCGGAUAUUCUAUAUAAGCAAUGUGUCAGUUUUCCCUUACACGCGGACAUUCUAUAUAAGUAAUGUGUCAGUUUUCCCUUACACUCGGACAUUCUAUAUAAGCAAUGUGUCCGUUUUCCCUUACACUCGGACAUUCUAUAUAAGCAAUGUGUCCGUUUUCCCUUACACUCGGACAUUCUAUAUAAGCAAUGUGUCAGUUUUCCCUUACACUUGGACAUUCUAUAUAAGCAAUGUGUCAGUUUUCCCUUACACUUGGACAUUCUAUAUAAGCAAUGUGUCAGUUUUCCCUUACACUCGGACAUUCUAUAUAAGCAAUGUGUCAGUUUUCCCUUAGACUCGGACAUUCUAUAUAAGCAAUGUGUCCGUUUUCCCUUACACUCGGACAUUCUAUAUAAGCAAUGUGUCAGUUUUCCCUUACACUUGGACAUUCUAUAUAAGCAAUGUGUCAGUUUUCCCUUACACGCGGACAUUCUAUAUAAGCAAUGUGUCAGUUUUCCCUUACACGCGGACAUUCUAUAUAGCAAUGUGUCAGUUUUCCCUUACACUCGGACAUUCUAUAUAAGCAAUGUGUCGUUUUCCCUUACACGCGGACAUUCUAUAUAAGCAAUGUGUCAGUACACUCAGACAUUCCCAUAUAAGCAAUGUGUCCGUUUUCCCUUACACUCGGACAUUCUAUAUAAGCAAUGUGUCCGUUUUCCCUUACACUCGGACAUUCUAUAUAAGCAAUGUGUCCGUUUUCCCUUACACUACAUUCUAAGCAAUGUGUCCGACAUUCCAUAUAAGCAAUGUGUCCGUUUUCCCUUACACUUGGACAUUCUAUAUAAGCAAUGUGUCAGUUUUCCCUUACACUUGGACAUUCUAUAUAAGCAAUGUGUCCGUUUUCCCUUACACUCGGACAUUCUAUAUAAGCAAUGUGUCAGUUUUCCCUUACACUCGGACAUUCUAUAUAAGCAAUGUGUCAGUUUUCCCUUACACUCGGACAUUCUAUAUAAGCAAUGUGUCAGUUUUCCCUAACACGCGGACAUUCUAUAUAAGCAAUGUGUCAGUUUUCCCUUACACUCGGACAUUCUAUAUAAGCAAUGUGUCCGUUUUCCCUUACACUUGGACAUUCUAUAUAAGCAACGUGUCAGUUUUCCCUUACACGCGGACAUUCUAUAUAAGCAAUGUGUCCGUUUUCCCUUACACGCAGACAUUCUAUAUAAGCAUUGUGUCAGUUUUCCCUUACACUUGGACAUUCUAUAUAAGCAACGUGUCAGUUUACCCUUACACUUGGACAUUCUAUAUAUUCAAUGUGUCAGUUUUCCCUUACGCUCGGACAUUCUAUAUAAGCAAUGUGUCAGUUUUCCCUUACACUCGGACAUUCUAUAUAUUCAAUGUGUCAGUUUUCCCUUACGCUCGGACAUUCUAUAUAAGCAAUGUGUCAGUUUUCCCUUACACUUGGACAUUCUAUAUAUUCAAUGUGUCAGUUUUCCCUUACGCUCGGACAUUCUAUAUAUGCAAUGUGUCAGUUUUCCCUUACACUCGGACAUUCUAUAUAAGCAAUGUGUCAGUUUUCCCUUACACUCGGACAUUCUAUAUAAGCAAUGUGUCAGUUUUCCCUUAUACUCAAAAUCCUUUUCUUUAGGGAGUGUCAGGAUUUUACCUGGGGUGGAGUCUGAAAUGCAGAGAUGUACGCUCACCCUUGCAGAUACACACAGCCCACGGUGACAGACAAUAAACCACCUGGGCAGUGAAUCUGUGCAAGGGGGGCUUGACAGGAAAAGUGCUCUAAUACACAUUGCAGGCAAGGGCACAAGCAAAAGGAUUGUCGAGAUGGAGCCGUGGUCAGAGGAUGCCAGAGGUCAGAAUAAACGAGGAGAGGAGCCAAGAUCAGAAGCCGGGGUCAGUCUGGAGAAUACAAACUCAGGAGACAAAAUAGCAGGAACCAGAUAAAUCUACUGGAAACAAUAAACUGACCAUGGCCUUAUGGAGAGGCAGUGUUAUAUACCUGGGUAAUAAGCAAUCUGCCUCAGGUGGACUUAGAGUGACAGGUAGCAGCCACAGAUGAAGUCCAGCCCCCUAGUGCUGCAGACAAGGUCAGGUUAACAGGGCUAGAACCACACUAAUAGAAUAGAUUCAGCUUUGGCUCAGAGGCAGGAAAACAAGUCCAGGACACAGAAGGGCCCAUCCAUGCAUCCAUGCCAUACAUACGGUCUUCUUCUAGAUUCUUGGAAUACAAAGCACCUACAGUGGCCUUGGAUCCCAACUUCCUUUUUUUCUGGGACUUAGGUGUGACCUUUGUUUUAGCAGUUCUCACAGGGCAGGCGUUCGUAGCUUGCAAUGCUUUCUUGAACACUUCAAGAUCCUGCUUUUGUAGAACUGUAGAAGCAUUUGUGCAGUCAGGUGACAGAACUUCAUUGGCAAGGCAGGAAGUGGUGAUUGUGGUUGCUUGAACAGAUGUUUUGUCAGGAAGUAGUGAAGACGUCGCUGGAGCAGAAGGUGGAGAUUUCUAUGGGGUACUGUUUACGGGUUCUUGAGAAACACUGGUAAUGUUGAUUACCGUAGUCUGGGUACCCUUUUGCGUCACAGAACGUGGACAGGUCUGACAGCAACCAUGGCAGUUUACAGGCUGUGUUGCAGGGAUGGCAGGGUGGAUUCAAAGAGUACCCAAUUGAAGAGCCUUUGGCCAAGGUGGGCGAGUUGGGCAGAGGGAGAUAAAGUACCCUCUUUCUCCACAAUAGAAACAAAGACCAUGGCCUCUCUUCCGGUCUCUUUCUUCAGGAGGCAACCUAGUGCGGAUGAAGCUGAUCUUCAUGGGUUCCUCCUUGUCCCCUUGAGUUUCAAGGCUUACUUAGGUAAAGUUAGGUCCCUGAAGGUAGGCUAGCGCUGUAACAAUAUGGAGUCAUUGUACUCGUAUGGGUUUUUCUUUUCUCUAGGUACCCGAGAUCCACGGGAACCUGGAGCAGGCUUGGGAGUACCUUUCUUUGAAAUAGAGCACUGUAAGUCUAUCACAGUCAUGAAUGACUCCCAGGUGUCCAUGACAGCACCUUUUUCUUGCAGCAUCUGGUAUGCCCACGCCUUAAUCCAUCCAGAAAGCAAAGUAAUAGUGGUGCGAAUUCUGACAAAGUCGGUGGAGUAGGCUCUGGGCUUUAAGGCAAACAGGAGUUCACAAUCCAUUUUAAAUGAUGUAAAGGAGGAACGGGAACCAUCAAAUCUGUCAGGCAUAAACAUAUAGGGCUCUGGAUGCGCAGAUUCAAGGGUUGGGCGUGCCGUACCUUUAAAUGCCAGUAAACCCCCUGCAAAUCCAGAACAGUCUGGGACAGGUUGGACACUUGCUGAGCAAGGGAGGUAAGCAGUUUGUACAUCUCUGCGAACUCCAUGAGGUCAGUUCAUUAUGUCAGGAUCUUACCUGGGGUGGAGUCCGAAGUGCAGAGAUGUAUGCUCACCCUUGCAGAUACACACAGCCCAAAGUGACCAGGCAAUAAGCCACCUGGGCAGUGAAUCUGUGCAUGGGGGCUUGACAUGAAAAGUGCUCCAAGGCAGAUAGUUCAUUAGCAAGGUAUUUAAACCUGCUUCUCCAUGAGAAGAGUUGGGCCAACUCUCCCCUGUGCACAGAUUCACAGUCCUGAUGUUUUCUAAACUUAUCACCUUGGACUAUGUUUAUCUGCAAGGGUGAGCACAAAGCUCUGCCUACCGCUAGCAGACUCCCACCUCGGGUAAGAUCCUGACAGAGACAAAAUAGCAGGAACCAAAUAUGUCUACCGGAAACAAAAAACUGACCCUGCCCCAGGGGCGUAUUAGCCCCGAGGCAAACAAGGCUUUUGCUUUGGUCGGCAUUUUCAGGGGGCGGCAAAAAACGCCGCCCCCAAAUGCCUAGGGCAAAUGCCUUGUUAGCCUCGCGGCUAACAGACAUGCCGGGCAGGCAGCUGGCGAGGGAGCUCUUCCUGUGAGCGGUCUGCUCAGCUCCCUCGCGUGCGCCGCAGAGUGAGGCUGGGAGCCGGAAUAUGACGUCAUCUUCCGGCUCCCAGCCUCACUCUGCGGUGAGCGAGGGAGCUGAGCAGACCGCUCACAGGAAGAGCUCCCUCGUCAGCCGCUCGCACAGCAGCCAGCGCUGCCCAGCCCGACCGGCAGCCACUGGACCACCUAGGGCAGCACAAAACCAGGAUACACCACUGCCCUGCCCUCAUAGAGAGGCAGUGUUAUAUACCUGGAUAAUAAGCAAUCUGGGGAGGGGGGCGGGAGGGGAACCUAUUGUCCUCCCCCUGGGCCCCACCCAUGUGCGGAGGGGGCCCCUGAAAGACAAUAGGGAGUUAUCUACAAAGCGGUUGCAAGAUGCAUCCGCAGCACGAAUCGGAAUUUAAUUCUUUAGAAUGAAAUUACAAUCUGAAAAAAGUCCCGAAUUGCGUCCUAACACGAAUGGAGAAACUGUUCUCAUUCUGUUAGGACGAAAUUCGGUAGAUUCGGGAAUAGUGAAAGGAAGCAUCGCGAGAUCACUGAGGAAAGGUGAGAAUUGUGGGAAAUUGCUCUGACCACCUUAAAUGAAGCACACUUUGCUCCUCCGCUGGUCAUGCGUACAUAAGACAAAUUAGUCCCUACUUUGUCUUAUGUUUUAAAGAUAACUAGAGCAGACAGGAAGAAAUGAAGAACAGAUCCUGAGAGAGGGAGGGAAGAGGAAUCGAUUAAGGAAAGGUAAGUUCGGCAUGACUGUGCCGCUUUAAUGAAAUAUUAGGGUUCAAAGUGAACCUGAGCUCAUUUUAAUCUAUGUAUGUAAUUGAGACUCACAUUGGGGUUUAUUUAUUAACCAAACCAGAUUACACAAUCUAGGUCCACAGUGCAUGUUUGGAAACACCGUCUAGCUUUGCUGUAGUCACAGUUUGGAUAUUUAGCCUGAAUUUUGCAAUUAGAUUUUCAAUUUACGACAAUACCCUGUUUAGUGAAUUAGUCUCUUACAAUCUAGAUCCAUCCCUGCAUCCAGUGCUUUGAUACCCCACUGUGCAAGACUGAUAUGUUUAUAAUUUAUUCAGGAGAGGUGGAUUAAAAACGUACUAAAGCAUGUGAGGCCAGUCCGGUGAUUAAAAUGCUGAUUUGUAUUAUUAUUAUUAUAGGGACCAGCAUUUAUGUCUACAGAAUACAAAUCCAAUUUUCUGACACGGACGCCACGUGAAGGUGAGACCACAGUAAUGGAAGACAUGGUCAGUAAGCAGAGAGUAUCUUUAGAUAAGUGAACCCAACAUAUAAGGGUUAAUAAAUCCCAAUAAAAUGUAGGAUAUUGGGGUGGCCAGAAAAGCAGGUCCAGUUUAGAACUAUCAGCUAAAUAUUUUAAAUAUUAUAUUAAACAUUCUCCUACCAUCACUUUUCCUACACACAGAGAAUUAUUCCGUUUGCCUCAGUAUGAAUACAGCUCCCCAAAUGGAAAGAGUAAGACAUAAAUAGAGAGACCCUAUCUUGUCAGAGUGUGAAACUCAUGUCAUAUAUAAAAUAACAGACUUCCCUAAUUAAGCCAUGUUUGUGACAUUACGUAAUACUACUGGUGAUGCCUGUUAAAACGUUCUAAUCUUUUCCUACAGGGAAUCUUUGUAGGACUGUUACAGGAGCCACGGAGAAUUCUGGUUUUACGGAAGGAUUAAACAUGGAGCCAAUAACCUUUGGCCCACCUUCACAGUAUCGGGUUCCGGUAAAGCAGUUUCUAUAUGUUCAUCCAUCUCUGAAUAGUUUUAACACAUUAAUCUUCCAUCACCAGUCUACGUCCAACUCUACUAUACAAUGCACCAAUUAUUAUGACAAUGAGAAAUCCUCUUCCCCCGAUUGCCACAUUUUAUUGCUGUAACCCAACAUUCUUUACUAAUGGUUUUUCUAAUUUAAUUUUUCUUGAUAGAAAGGAUUCCACCGCUUGAUGGGACAAAGUAUCGCAAAGACAGAUUUCCUACCAUCACCUACUAUGCAGGUUAGAUAUUUAACAAUUUUAGAAGGGAAGUAGAAGUUUAUGUAGAUGAAUGUGAUUGGGAAAAUAUGAGUGAAUUAAUCAGAACCAAUACGUCACAUACCUCACAGAAUGAUCCCUUAUUUUUUUCCCUGUUUUCAGAGAUCAAAAUGUUUGGAGUGAUGUCAAGUGGAAAAAAUGUUUGCUAUGAUUAUUUGCUCACAAUAACACACCUAGUAACGUGCUUAAAAUUUAGAAACGGUUUUGAUCAGCUGGCAUUAAUACUAUACUUUGAUAUUAUUUUUAAUGAUUUUAAAGGGAUCCCCAACUGCCCAAACAAAAAGAAAAUUAUGACAAUGACUGUUUAGUAGAUAUACCCACAUGAAAAUAUGAAUACAUAUAACUAUGAAUUUGUUUUGUUUUUUUCAUCGGGGUUAUAUCUAAAAGCUGCAGAUCUUUUGUCUGCAGCCUUUGCAAGCCCUCCUAUUCUAACCCCGCCCAGACUUUCUGUGACUGUCCAAUCACAGACUUCUCAAUGCAGUUCAAUGAGAAGUCUUUGCAAGGCAGGUGCUCUGGGCAGUUGUCUGUAUCAUGAGUUUAUCUCCACUGAGCUAAAUAAACCAGGAAGUAACAGGACCAGGUGUCUGACAGCCAGGGGGUGUAACGGGACCAGGUGUCUGACAGCCAGGGGGUGUAACGGGACCAGGUGUCUGUCAGCCAGGGGGUGUAACUGGACCAGGUGUCUGACAGCCAGGGGGUGUAACGGGACCAGGUGUCUGACAGCCAGGGGGUGUAACGGGACCAGGUGUCUGACAGCCAGGGGGUGUAACGGGACCAGGUGUCUGACAGCCAGGGGGUGUAACGGGACCAGGUGUCUGACAGCCAGGGGGUGUAACGGGACCAGGUGUCUGACAGCCAGGGGGUGUAACAGGACCAGGUGUCUGACAGCCAGGGGGUGUAACGGGACCAGGUGUCUGACAGCCAGGGGGUGUAACAGGACCAAGUGUCUGAUGUUAAUUUAUAAAAGUGCUCAUUUCUAUUGAGAGCUGGACUUUCUGUAAAAAAUGGCCCAACUCUUACCAUAUAAGGCGCCUCUGCAAACUGAAGUGUUAGAGGUCUAACCUUGCGGGCCACAUCCUGCAUUAUGAUCUAAUCUCUGCAACAGAAUUCUAUCUUCUUUGUCAUUUUAAAAGAAGAGUGGCAUGGGCUUGUGAUGAAAUGUAAACUAAUACUUAUCAGAAGUGUAGAUUGGUUUAAUAUCAUGUAUUAAAAUGUUACGUAUUUAUGUUUUUAUCUCUACAUUAAUUAUACUUUUGCAGUAUUAUAAAAAAGUAUGAGUUCCCUUCUUGUCUUUUGAUGCCUCAUUGCUUAUUGUCUAGACCAGGGGUUCCCAAAGUGUGGGUCACGACCCACUGGUGGGUCCCCGGCGGCCCUGGAGGCGUGGGUCAGAGACAAUAAUCAAUGAGGCUGACCCACGCCUUCAGGGCCGCCGGGGAACUGCGAGACAGUCAGGCAGACUGAUUAGUCAGGUCCUUGGUCCAUAACCGUGGGCCCGACACCAGGAGGGUGCAGAGCUGCAGACAGUGUGAUAGUGGUCUCAGGAGCACCCAGAGCGUUACCAUGGCAACACUCUAUCACAUGGUCUGCAGCUACCCCCCACACUGUAACUCCUUCUCACCCUGCCCCCCUCCCCACACUGUAACCCACCCUGCCCCCCCACACUGUAACCCGUUCUCACCAUGCCCCCCACACUGUAACCCGUUCUCACCAUGCCCCCUCCUCAUACUGUAACCCCUUCUCACCCUGCCUCCCGACACUAUAAACCCUUCUCACCCUGCACCCCCACACUGUAACCUCUUCUCACUAUGCUGCCCUCCUCACACUGUAACCAACUUCUCACCCUGCCCCUCCACACUGUAACCUCUUGUCACCAUGUCCUCCCACACUGUAACCCCUUCUCUCACUGCCUCCCCCCCACCGUAACCCUUUCUCACCCUGCCCACCCACACUGUAACCUUUUCUCACCCUGCCCCCCCCCCCAUUCAUUCAAACACCAUCACACAAAAGCACACCUGCAUUUAAGUCCAACACUACAUACAAACAUCCCUGCAUUCAGACACAAACAUUACAAACAAGUACACCACUACAUUCCAAUGGCAACAGUACAUAAAAUACUCCCAUACACGCACACGUAUACUGAAUACAAAAACAUGCUUACAAUCAAACACUCAAACACUGCUCACAAAUAUAACUCUGCAACGAUGGGCAAGUGGUAAAUCCCCAGCUGGCAUAGCUUUGUUGAAGUUCUCCGACAGAUGGAGAUCUACCUUUUGGCCACACUUGCACUAGAGGGGAGCUCAUAAAACAUACUUGCACCAGGGCCCUCUCUACAUUAGUUCCAUCACUGGGAUAAUCAAUGUGAGGUGCCUGGAUGAGCAAGACACAGAACUUCUGAUUCUAAAUGAGUCUGUGAGUAAGCAGUUGUAUGUCUCUAAAACUGAUUGCCAUGAUGUGCAAAGUUUCUGCCUCUAAAACUGCCAUGAUACCCAAAAUUAUGCCUCUAAAUCUGCCAUAAUAUCCCAGAAAUAUGCCUCUAAAACUGCUAUUAUAUGCCAAUUUUAUGCCUCUAAUGCUGAUUGCCAUGGUGUGCCAAUUUUAUGCCUCUAAAGUGGAUUGCCAUGGUGUGCCAAUUGUAUUUGUCUAAAAUUGAUUGCCUUGGUGUACCAAUUGUAUUUGUCUAAAAUUGAUUGCCAUGGUGUACCAAUUGUAUUUGUCUAAAAGCUGAUGUGCCAACUUCAUGCAUCUAAAAUUGAUUGCCAUGGUGUGCCAAUUGUAUGCAUCUGAAGCUGAUUGCCAUGGUGUGCCAAUCGCAUGCCUCUAAAGCUGCAAUGAUGUGCCAACUUAAUGCAUCUAAAACUGAUUGCCAUGGUGUGCCAAUCUUAUGCCUCUAAAGCAGAUUGUCAUGGUGUUCAUUUUUAAAAUAUGCUUUAAAAGCAUGUUGGUCUCGAAAAUUACUGUUUUCAAAAGUGGGUCUCGGCCCAUAAAAGUUUGGGAAGCCCUGGUCUAGACUUUACCAGAAUAGAUCCCUAGGCAGAAUUAAUUUGGUAAAUGUGGGCAGUAUAUAUUAAUAUACAUAUAUUUAUUAAAUUUCAUAACAGAGCAGUUCCUCAGUUCAAUGGCUAAUUGCAUGGUAUCAAUGACAAUCAUGAUGAAAUAAAAAUGUUUGUUGAUUCACCAAACCAAAAACUGUAUUAACUGAAAACCCAAAAUGUUUAAUUUAGGUUAAAAAUUCUGAUUCUGAAAAAAUAUUUAACAUGGAUAUUCACACAACUUGGCUGUUUUAUUCUAUGUUUUACUUACCUUAUUUCUCACAGAAUGCUGCUCCACCUCCAUGGCUAAGAUGAUCAGUUUCAAUGAUCUCAGCCAAUCCUUUUCUUCCCCAUGGGGAGAAUUGGGAGGCUAGUGCGCAUGCACCAAUGAAAUGGUCCUCAGGAGAGUCCUUUGAUUUAUAACCAAGGUUGAAUUGGUUAUAGUUGCGGAAGUGUCUUUAGUGGCUGGUUUCCACGAGAGGCAUAUUAAAACAUUGCUGUUCAAAUGGCAAUGUUUUCAGGUGGAGGGUUAAACAGACAAGGACAUUGAGAUGACGUUGUCUAGGUACCUAUAGAGUCACUUUAAUUGUGAUAGUGUUUUUUUUGUGUACCUCUAUUUUAGGGCUGGGAGCCACUUCCUGCUUUGGCCCGUAAUUCAAAUCGAGACAGCGGCUUCUCCAGAGAUACCGAUAAAGUGCAGAAUAUAAGUGUGAGAUACAGUUACUAAUUCUCUUAUUGUACUAUGAUCCUUUCUUAGAUGUUCAUAGGGAUCCUGAAACCUUAUUGUUUUUUCUAAUUUUUCCUAUUAUGAUACAACCCUACCCCAUUCAAUAUACUGUGUUUUAACUCUGCUUCUUUUAUUACUGUUCAAUAUACGCAGGCUCCAUUUGAUGACUCAGGGACUGGUGACAACAAGAGACAUAAGAACGAACUCUUGGGAAGAAUGUAUGUUGGUGGAAAGGUUAGUGUAAAAAACAAAUGAUGUUAAAUUACAAAAAAAUAAUUAUAAUACCAGAAACUUGAGAGGAACAUCUCUCUUAAAAUAUUACACUCACUGAACGUCUAUAAAUACAACACUCAGGAACACAAAGUCAUUGUAAUACACAAUACAUAAAAUACACAAGUUUGUCCCGUCUAGGCCCCUACGCUCUGCUGAAGACUUACGUCUAUCUUCUGUCCGUACUCCCACCUCUGAUGUUCGCCUUCAAGAUUUCUCGAGGGCUGCACCGUUCCUGUGGAACUCGCUUCCCUCCUCUGUUAGAUGCUCACCCAGUCUCCACUCCUUCAAAAAAGCGUAUCAAUUAAACUGUUAAUAGCUCCUGACUUAUUCCUCUUCUGCAACUGUCACUAGUCUAAUACUAUCCUUACCUUUUUGUGUCAUUUUUACCCCACUCCGUCUAGCAUGUAAACUCAUUGAGCAGGACCCUCAACCCCUCUGUUACUGUGUCACUAUACCCCACUCCCUCUAACAUGCAAUCUCACUGAGCAGGACUUCAUUCCCUCUGUUACUGUGUCACUUUACCCCACUCCCUCUAGCAUGUAAGCUCAUUGAGCAGGGCCGUCAACUCCUCUGUUUCUGUGUGUCCAACUUGUCUGGUUCAACUACGUUUGUUCGUCCACCCACUGUAAAGCGCUGCAGAAUUUAUUGGCGCUAUAUAAAUAAUAACAUAAUAAAAAUAAUAAUUGUAGCAAUUAUUUGUGAUUAACUGUUUGUAUAUCACUCCAGGAACUAUCUGGAUUUAGUCUUAAUAACAAGGAAUAUGUGAUGACAAGGAACCAGCCACCAGAACAAUACCUGACGAACUACAAACACAGGUACUAGUGUCCGGCAUGCUAGUAAAAGAGAUGGAGGAGAGUUCUUCGUACAAUGAUCAAAACCUUAAAUCUCAGACUCUCUUUCCUAUUCCAGAAGCGUUGUCCUGCAAUCCUGACUCAUUACAAGUUACUUCUUGUACCUGCAGGAAAUUUCCAUACCCCGGUCAAUUAAUUUCAAGCUACAGCAGACUCGAUGCCUUAUUUAAAAAUACAAUCUCUAAAUAAAAUAAAGAGGGUGUAUGGGGGUUCCCACAGAAUACCAUAAAGUAGGUGGCCUUAUAAAUAAUCCCCCUUCUUCCACAAUAGUGAAUGACACCACCUAUUCAUCCACCCUCCUAAAUAUGAGAUUAGGGGUCCCUACACCACCCAGGUCCCCCGAUUACAGGACUAUGGAAAUUAAAUGGUAUUUUUUGCCACAACUGUAAUUCAAUUGUCAUUUCUAACAGGUAUUUUGUACUGCAACAAAUGUUAUAUUGCAUAUGAUUGUUUUCAAAAACAUUAUGUGUCUUUGACACUACCAUACCUUUAUUUAAAACAUAGGGGUAACAUUUAAAUAAUGCAUGUUACCCUUGUAGCAUCUUUAAAGGAAUAUUUUUUGGAGGAGCGUUUCAGUGUAAAUGGAAAAGGAAAGACUUGGAUCCUAUAAACCCGAUAAAAAUGACUAUAGCAUGACGAGUAAAAUCCAUCCUGCUGGCCUGCGUUUUAAUAAACCAUAUAACAUGGCUGGUCUUCUGUCUUCUAAUUAAUUACAAAGCAACUCUUUUUAUUUUAUUUUUUUUAAUGCUUUUUCUGUCCUCUAGAUUUAUUGACCCAACGCCCACCAUGAGUGAUCGCGAGGGCUGGACACGUGGAGGCAUCCAGUCACAGCAACACAGUGGCUUCUCUGUUAAUAACGAGGCACAUAUCAUUGGUUUAUGAAAAGGAUUUAAGGUAGGUCCAAGAUGGACACUGAUAAGAGUUGCCCUUUAUAUAAGAAGUACUACCCUCUCUAUUACAGCUUAAUAUAUAAUUUUAUUUCUGGAGAUUUAUUUAUUUAUUUAUUCCAUAUCCUGCAGAAGAAAAAAUAUAGCAUUCAAUGGGUCACAAGGAUUGAACCACGGAAAACAUUACCUCCUCCUUCAAUCAAGUGCCUCUUCAUUCUCAUUGAAUAAAAUAAUUAAAUAAUCUUACUGUAUUGGCCGGUAAAUUGUAUAUGUGUAUAUGGUUUAAAUUACUAAAGAACUGCCUAUUAUAGAGGUUGAUCACACAUAUCGGUCAUAAAUAGUAGGCCACGUUUACAACCAAUAAAUGCGAUCUACUUCUGUUUGUGAAAUACAACAUAAUUCAGGGAGCAUUACUGGGUCAGUGACCAAGAGUGUCUCUCCUUCUUCUCGGUGUGGAAGGGACUAUGCAUAAAGGAUUUUACUGAUCCUCUUUCGGAAGAGUGUGGUCAAGAGUUUGUAUUACCUAUUUCCUAGCGAAAUGUUCCAACUUAUUUAAAAUGACCAAAAUUAUUUAUACAAGAUGAUGUUUAUUAAAUGCAAAGCCUGAUAACUUUAGUGAUGUAAGAAAUCCCUGAAAGACAAUACAGAAAAACAAAAGGAGAGGACCCAAUCCCAAUGACAUCCAAAACAAGAGAAGAAGUGCACAUCGAGAACACAAAGGGACUAAAACGAAACUUACGGACAAUAAUAAACAAUGAGCUGCAGGAAAAGGAGACACGUAAUGAGUGGGAGGCGGACUUAACGUUAAUAAAGAUAAAGAUAAAGACAGAGUCAGGAAAAACCAAGGUCAGGAAUAUGAAAAUAUGGAUUAAUGGUUAUUGGUUAUUACUCAUUAAUUAAUUAAUAACUAGCUGGGUCAGGAAACCAGAACUACACAGAAUCAAAUACAAGUCAAGGUCAAUAUCAAAAUAUGCCAAGAGCAUUACUAUGAGAACUAACGUGUAUCAGGGCAGAAACCACAAUAGGGCAGUAAACAAGGGCCAAAAUUAACUUUAUAUAGGCUAUCAAUGUUUAUGAUUGGUCCACAUCAUCUCCGCGACUCCAAAACCAGUAAUAAUGGGGUCGCCUGGAUGACAAGGUCACUUUAAGGGAGGGCAUGACAUCACAACAUUUGAAUAUACAAAAGAUGCGCCUUUCAAACGGGCAGCAUCUAUUAUAAUGCAGGGAAGAGGACUUCAUCCCACACAAACCAGCAGAGGGAGAAGCACAGGCAUGUCCGUGACACAGUGAUAACCAUGGGAAGUUACACCAGUCCCACAACAUGGAAAAAAAUAUCCAGGGUUUAAAUCCAAGUAGUGACGGUGCCCUCUUACGAUACCAGUGAUAUUCAAAUAUCUGUCAUAUUCAAGGAACCAAUAAACAAAGUGCACUCAUGCACAUUAUAUAUAUUUUCCAUUGUGGAUCCCAUUUAACCUGGGGUUAAAAUAGGAUACCCCUCGCCCAGGUUGAAGUGUGGCUGGGAAAGUAUUUAAAUGGAUUAUUAAGAGAAUUGUCACCUCAAACACAAUGUUUUUAAUAUAAUGAUUAUAUUGAAGCAAAUAGAAAAAAAAGUGCGUAAGGCGCUUCUUCAAUUCUGUAAGAGUGGCAAAUAAAACGUGUUCCCCAACCCUCAAAAGAAUAAUAAUACUACACACAUAUAAAAUAUACCAGUUAAAUAACCCUUUGUGUCUCAGUGCAAAAAUGUAAACAUAAAUAUAUACUUAGUAACACUGAUAACACAAACAGAAAACUUAAAAAACAAAAUAGGAAAAGCACAUAGCGUGAACUGUAUACACAAAUGCAACUGUAGAUGAAAAUAGGGGUAUCAGUCACAUGACUCCGAGUCGUAUCAGGCUCUGUAUAAGAGGCUCGAGGGUGCCACUUUUGGCUACUUGAUCCACUUCAUUAGGAUGCACUAUGGAAAAUUCAGAUGGUUCCACAAAAAUACUUUAUUGAGAUUAAAAUAUACACAUAUAAAAUAAACAGCUAUAUUGUAUUGUUCAGAUGGCUUCACAAACAUAUCAAUAUCAAGAUUAAUAUAGUAGUUUAUUAUAUUCUCAAUAAAAUAUUUUUGUGGAACUAUCUGAAUUUUCCAUACUCCAACCAGAACAAAUACAAUAAGCUAUAGUGUCUCUGUUUAUAAAUUGUGCAGAUAUCUGGCCAUGCGUAUGACACUUAUGUGAGCUUUCUUUUACAUGAUGAAAUGUCUGUUGCCGACACUGAUUUUAUCAUUACACAAAAAAAAAAGUAAGAACUGCUUUCUCAGAUAAAUAAAACCUGACAAUGUGCUGAACUUAAAGCGUUCAGUUACCGUCGCCAAUCUAAUUUACCCACAAUCCAUCAGUAACAUCAAUCCCACAGAAGGGAAACCGCGGACAUCAAAGACAGAGGGGAAUAACAUGGCUGCUCCCACAUACUGAUAUCCAGCACAUGGAAUAAAAUAUAAUAUAAACAAAGACAAGUGGCAAGGAGGGAGUAAAAUCAUUAAGAUACAGGGACAUAAGGAAAGGAAAAAAGAAACAAAAAACAGGGCCUCUUUAAAGUGACACAAACCUGCAUUCCUAGCGCCAUAGUGUCCCUCUCCCUACGUCUAAAUAGCGGCCCCCGACUUAGAAUAAAAACCAUAAAGAUUAACUUACCCUUUUUCCAGCACAGCGACGCCCUCAAAAGUGCUCACCUCUCCUCCUGCGGCGUCAUACAGGAGGCAGGGCCUCUUUCUCUGAGAAUUGGGGUCCUAAUGCGCAUGUGCGGCAAGCAUUCAAACUUUCUCAUCAAUGCUUUCCUAAGGGAGUUUUUGUGUCACGUGACCAAGUUUUUCUGUGUCAGUGCAGUGCCCUCUAGUGGCUGUCAAACUGCCACUAGAGGACUUAAAUGGAUACUAUAUUGUUAAGAAUACAAACCUCGUCUCUCUCGCGGCACCCCACCCUCUCCCCCCUGGUCAAAAAAAGGUUAAAAAGCAUAAAUUUUAGUUUUCCUUAGGAUUAGAGGCAGUGCGUGACAACAGGGAUUUCUCUAAUCUGGAGGGAAAAACAGGCAGGCAUACUCCCGGUAACAGCUUUAAGAUCCUCCACCAACUGCUCACUCUAACUAAUCAAAAGGUUCCAGAAAAUAUAAAAGCCGGGUGAUUGCAAAAAUAAUUUAUUAAAUAAUGGGGAAUGUGUGCACUGCUUCAAAUCCUAAGGAAAAAUAUAUUUACGGUAAGUAAAAAAUAUGCUUUUCCCUUCAGAUUAGAUGCAGUUCAUCACAACAGGGAUAACCAAGCAAUCCCUAAGGGCGGGAAUUAUUUAACCACCGCUUGCAACCUAUAAACCGUGAGGAGGUAUAGGCUAACCCAAAUUAUUCUUUGAUCCAUCUGGCCAGAGAUGCCAUUAGACCUUUUUCUUGCACAUUGAAACAGGACAAAUAGUCUGUUUGACUUUCUAAAGGAAUUUGUACUUCCUGAGUACUGCAGUAAUGCACGUUUAACGUCAAGGCAGUGACAUUUUCUUCUAAAGAAUUAGAAGGAUUUUGGCAAACAGUUGGCAGAAUAGACUGAUGUUGGCUUAUGAGCAAACUUUCAGAAUAAAUGAUGAAUCAAGCUUCAAUACCACCUUGUCUUGAUGGAAUAUCAGUAAAGGAUAAUCCGAAUUCAGUUCUUGAAGUUCACCCAAAAGCUUGGCCAAAGUAAUUGCCACUAAAAAGAAAGUUUUAAAAGCGAUUAUUGUGUGAGUGAUGCCAUACAAACAAAUGGAUUUUCACAUAAUGCAGAUAAAACUAGAUUAAGAUCCCGUGGUGGAACAAUCUCCCUAAUAGUUGGAGUGAGAUGAGACAAAGCCUUGAAGAAUCUUGAAAAUAGAAUAUUAUUAGUAGCCAGGUUUCUGAACGAGAAGAAACUAAUGGCAGAAAUUUGAAUCUUGAGAGUGGCCGGUUGAAAUCCUUUAGCAAAGACCAGUUGUAAACAUUUGGGGAUGUUCGGAAUGGAUACUGAAAACGGGCCUUCUUUUAUCUUGGAACACCAAGCACAGCAUGUUUUCCAGGUAAGAGAAUAAAUAUUGGAUGUAGAAUCUUUCUUUGCAGACGUAAGAAUUUUAAUAAUUUCAGGAGAUAGACCUUGAGAUUUCAUGAUUUAGUAUUCAGUAACCAGGCCGUUAGGUUGAAUUUCCGCAGAGUCGGUAGAGGAACCAUGGAGUGAUAUUGCAUAUCCACUGACAGAGGAACUAUCCAAUAAUCUGUGUUCGGGAUUGUAACGGAGUAGCCGUAUAAUCCACGGUAUCUCCGCUGGUAGUCAGGAUAAAGCAGGUAAAACACAGGCAGCGUAAUAAUAAUCCCUCUUCCCUAAGGACUAGAAGACACAUAGUCUGGGAGCCAACUGUCAUUUUAUUCCACAUGAAUGUACUGUUACUCACAUUAUUUCUCCAUACAGCAAAAUAUACAGUUUUACAUAAAAAAACCCAUAACUGAUAUAAUAUUCAGACGAAUGCUACACACUGCAUAUAAAAUGAGCAUAGCAACAGUUAACAAAAUAUUCACCCUAAGUGUCCAGAAGUGGCUAGGUUUGCCACAAUGCUCACCAGAACCAAGCCGGCAUACACAGUGUGAUCCUAACGGAUUGGCUUGUGGAUGUCCGGAGUACUACCCAUACAAAUAGGGUUGCAGAUUUUUAAGGGCCCACCACCACGCUGAUCUCUAGGACACGGCUGAAGGUCCAAGUAGGUAUGCUAAUGUUCUAAUGUUUUCCCUGUGCCCGUCUGGGCGAUACCAAUAAGGUCUGUUCCGUGCAGUAUAACUGGCCAAGGCUGGGACUGAAUCGGGGCAGGUUUUUUAAACCCGGCAACUUUUAACGCACUCAUUACUUCAGGAAAUGGACUGAAUGCAUCUUCAAAAUUCAAAAUGGGAUUGGGAAUGGAUCGCUGUCCAUUUUCUUUUAAAUCAUUGCACAAUAUAUUAUUAUUUUCUUUUGUCCACUUUAGGACUUCAUAUAUCGCUGCUUGUUUAUUAGCAGAAGCCCAGUCAAUUUGAACAAACUGCUUCUCUGUCACACGUGGAGGAGUGGUGCUCUCUGGGGAAUCAGGGAUUUCGCUGUACUCAUAAACAGCUUCUUUUCUUGAACUUUUGACAAGAUCAUUUAUCAUUUCCUUUGCUUUAUCUUGCUGAUCCCUUGUGCCAAAUAAUUUUACCUCAGAGUCAUAGCUAUCAUUUACAAUUUUUAUCCUUGCACCAGAUAACUCUUCGAGUUCCUUUUCUUAAGCUCCUCCACGUCCUAUGACCAUGCCGACCAGUGAGCUGUCCAGGCGGAAACACAGCGGCGUACUUCCAGGACUCUCUGUUCCUGGGCUGAUCGCCAUUCCUCCUGGAUCCUUCCUCUGCCCAGCAGCUUCGGCCACCUCGGCCCUGCCCUCCGCCCCAACCUCUUCCAUUGCCUGCUCCCUGUCUGUAGGAUUGUGGCCUGCUAAUGGGAGGUGGUACCCAAGGCUCACACUCUUCCUCCCAGUCAGACAUGGUUACGAUGUUCACUGCCCCACGGUUCGGCACUGCCUGAUUCUUGUCUAUACGAUCUUUAUAUACCUGCAGGGAAGGAUCUAGGGCUACCUCGCUGCCAAAUUCUAAGGGGGCAUCCCAGGGGAGAACAGGAGUGGUGUGGGGCAGAUUGCCUACCUGAGCCUCAGAGUGAUCGGAUGGAGCCGUGGUGUGGGCCAGCUGUCGAGUAACAACAGGGUAUGCUUCUUGGACGGUGGGUAGGGGAACAAAGGCGGAUGUGAGCUCCCCCAAGUCGUUGCCCAAGAUCAAAUCCUGCAUAAUCCCCACCUCCACAUUCCCAUGCCCCGCUCCCCAAUCCAAAUGUACCUUGGCAGUGGGGACUUUGUAAAUUGCUCCCCCUGCCACUCGAACAGCCACACAGUCCCCAGUGAGAUUGUUCUUUGGAACCAGAUGAUUCCGGACCAGAGUCAAGGUGGAACCAGAGUCACGUAAUCCUUGUAUACUCUUUCCCUCCAUGUGUACCACCUGGUGGUGCCCCUGCCGGUUGUCUGAGGCGGCUUGUAUGGGGUUCACUUCGUGCAGGGUUCCCAGGGGUUCUUCUACGGAUAUGGCUGUUGUGUGUGGGACAAAGGAUUCUUUUUGGUAACAGUGUACCGCAGCUCGGUUAUGGGGUGGUGGCCCCUGGUUAUGCCAGGUUGGUCGGUUUCUGUUCCGUCGGCAAUCUCUUUGAAUAUGUCCUUGCUGAUUGCAGGUAUAGCAGCGGGUUGGCGGUCGUGUAUUAUACCUGGGAGGGUACGAGUUGUUGCUUACCCCUGGUCGUGGAUGGGCCGAAGUGGUCACUGCUGGAAGAGGGGCGGUAGAUCCAUAAGCGGACCGGUGUUGCCUGUUGUCUGUGGCUUGUACCGACAUCACAUCGUGUAGCAUUCCCAGGGGCUCUUUGGUCUGAUUAAAAAAGUAUCUCCUGGGUUGCUGGCUCCGCUUGGUAGUGGUGGGCGGCUGCUCUUGGUGCUGGAUUCUGACGUACCUGGUUCCAUGUUUGGCGGUUCCGGUUCUGGGUACACUCUCUCGCCAUAUGGCCACAUUGUUUGCACGUAUGGCACUGUAUAUUCGCUCUGCCAGUAUACCUGGAUGGUGGAGUGUGCCCCCCUGGGUUUGUCCGGAAUGGGUUUGCUGUAAGUGCAGUAGGGGUAGCUGUAUGAGGUUGAGCGGUGGGUCGAGGGUACCCUUGGUUGAGGUUACCGUGAUGCCUCCUGGCAUCAUAGUACUGGUCUGCUAGUCUUGUAGCUUCUGUUAGGGUGAGGAGUUUUCUAUCUCUCACCCAUUCCUUUGCCUCUGGGGAUAGGACAUUGAAAAACUGUUCUAACAGCAGCAAUUGCCGUAACUCCUCCAUGAUGGUUGCUUGACUGGCUUGUAUCCACCCCUGGGAGGCUUGGUCCAGUUUGUGGGCCCACUCUGCGUGGGAAUCUUUCUCUGGUUUGCGCAACCCUCGAAACUUGCACCGGUAUGCCUCUGGGGUAAUGGCGUAUCUUUCCAGUAUAGCCUGUUUUACCCGGGCAUAAUCUUUACUGUCCUCCCUGGGUACAGCCCGAUAUGCCAUGACAUACUCCUGCACAUCCGCCAUCAGUACUGUCAGUAUUUCCAGGGGUACUGGCUGGGGUAAAAAUUCCAUCCUGGUCCUCAUUUCCUUUUGGAAGGGGGUUUCUUCCAUGGCUGGUGGGAGUGUAACGCUGCGAGCUCUGUCUCCCUCCAUCAAUUCAGCAAUCAGCACAGCUUUUGGCUUAUUGCUGGCUAUCUUACCCCUGGCUUCCAAUAGUUCCUUUAACGUCUGCUAUUUCAAUGCAGUGUAGUCUGUCUCCAUUCACCUCUGUGUUCGGUUCUUAGUUGUAUCCGAAUUGCCAUUCACUUUCCUGUUCGGUAGUUUCAAUUACCCAAACACCGCUUUUCGGCUGUAAGGUUGGAUCCCGUCGCUUGCCACCAAUUGUAGCGGAGUAGCAGUAUAAUCCACGGUAUCUCCGCUGGUAGUCAGGAUAAAGCAGGUAAAACACAGGCAGCGUAAUAAUAAUCCCUCUUCCCCAAGGACUAGACGACACAUAGUCUGGGAUUCAACUGUCAUUUUAUUCCACGGUCACAGUAUUUAUGCAAGUCCCCAUGCAAGGGGUUUCCUGAAUGACAUUGCAGGGGUUUUACAACAGAGGCCUUGCUGUACAGGAGAGAUAAUUGUGCAAGAAUGUACUGUUAAUCACAUUAUCUCUCCGUACAGCAAAAUAUACAGUUUUACAUAAAAAAAAACAAAACAUAACUGAUAUAAUAUUCAGACGAAUGCUACACACUGCAUAUAAAAUGAGCAUAGCAACAGUUAACAAAAUAUUCAUCCAAAGUGUCCGGAAGUGGCUAGGUUUGCCACAGGGAUGUUUAGGAGCAUGGAGAACCAACUCCUUCUUGACCACCAAGGUAGAAUUGCAAUUAUCUUUGUCAAAUGUUUUUUAUUGAAUAGUUUAAAAGUUAUUAUGAUACAACUUUUCCAAAAGAAAAAAACAUGUGUCAUAAUAUACAUUAUAACAAAUAUUAACAGGGAAAUGAACAGUAUAUUUAUCUAGUUUUACAAAGAACAGUAUAUAACUACAAUAAAGUCUUUAAAAAAAGAUAACAGAUAUCUUCAAAUGUCAUAAGCUAAAUAUGACCUUUCUAUUCUUCAUAUUUGGUCAGGUGAGACAAUGCCUACAAAUUAUACAGUCGUCUGAACUUUCUUUCUCACUCUUCCCAUUCAUGUCUCUAUAAUAGAUAAUAUUUGUUUAAGAUGUUAUUCUUAGUGAUAAUUCGUAUUUUCAGAGUGAGUUUAUAACUUUCUUUAUGUCUGGAAUGAUGAUUGAUUUCCAAUGUCUGAGGAUAGCUAUGGUGACUGCUAUUAAUAUGUAGGUUAUUUGGAAGUUUUUUUGAAAAGGCAAAGUGUAGGGGUUAAGUUACUUAUUGAAUCAUCUAAGAGUUUGAUCAGAGAAUGUAUAGAUUUCCAAUAAUUUCUCAAUUUAGGGCAAGACCAUAGUAUGUGAGAUAAUGAUCCUACUUGACCACACUCCCUCCAAAAUUUGUUAGUGUAAAAUAAUAUUAGUUUGAAUAACUUGGUGUGAGGUACCACCUGUGGAGAAUUUUAAAAUGAGAUUCUAAACAAGAAGCACAUUGAGAAAUACCUUUUAACCCCUUAACGACGCUUGACGAACAUUUUCCGUCAAGGCAGACCUACUGUUAAGGACGCAUGACGGAAAAUUUACAUCAUUUACUAAAGUUAACCCCAGCUGUGAUUGCUCUGACAGCCUGUGUGAAGUGUGAGGUGCAGGGAAACGGUUCAGCAGGGAUGGUCUCCCUGUGUGAAAAAAAUAAAGUUAGUUUAAAAUACCCCCCUUUACCCAUUUAAAAUAAAAAUCAACCCCUUCCCUGCCAAUUGAUCAAUUGGCAGGGACUACAUUUUACUGUGAUCUGAUUUUUCUUUUUUUUAAGCCAUGAGGGAUAACUUUUAUUUUUUUUUAACCCUCAGGGGUUAAAUUUAUUUCAUUAAUUAAGUUAAAUAUUUUAAAUAUAUAUAUUUAGCUAUUUGGGGUGGAUGUUUGUGAGGUAUUUGGGAAGUUGGUGUUUGGCUAGCUAAGGGUUGACGUUAAAAAAAAGUUUUUAAAACAUAUUUAAAAAGUAAAAAAAAUGUUUUAAUAACAUUUCAAAAAAGUUAUAUAAAUCCCACCCCUUUACCCAGUCCUAAUAAAACUUAACCCCUUUCCUGCCAGUUGACCCUGAGGGUUAACUUUUAUUUAUUUUUCAGGGGUUCAAUUCAUUUCAUUAAUUAAUUUAAAUAUUUUAGCUGGGGUGGGUGGGAGUUAUGGGAAAUUGGGGAAUUAAGUGCUGCUUACUGCUAUUUAGGGGUUAACGGUAAAAAAAAAGUUUAUACCAAUUUUAAAAGUUUUAAAAAAAAGUUUAAAACAGUUAAAAAAAUGUAAUAAGUAAAAAAAGUUGAAAAACAAGUUUUAAAAAGUAAAAAAAAAUACAUAAAAAAUGCCUACACCUACAAAUGACUACCACUACACCUGGAACACACUUGCGAAAAAAUGAUCCCACGCUAAGGUUCAAAUUAUGCCUUUUGAAAUACCCCAGGGUGUAUUCUUUAAAAAAAAUGUAUGCAUUUGGGGGGAAGUUUGAAUAACCAACCAGCUAAACUACUCCAAAGUGGAACAUGGACACAGCAUAAAACUUCAAAGUUUGAAAAAAAAACCUGAAUGGCUGAAACGUGCCCCUUUAACAUCCACAUAUACCUGGCUCAAAAUAUGGUUCAAAAUAUGCCUUUUAAAAUACCCUAGGAUGUCUUCUUUAAGAAAUGGUAUGCCUUUAUGGGAUAGUUGGAUUAUAUAGCCUGCUAAAAUACUCUAAAAUGGGACAUGGACACAGUGUAAAAAUUCAACGUUUGAAAAAAAACUGGAAUGGCUGUGUCUCAAAUGUGCCCCUUCAAUAUCCACGUUUACCUGGCAAAGGUACAUGCUGGGGUAUUGCUGUACUCAGCCGACAUAGCUGAGCAACAUAUGAAGUAUUACAAAGUCGUAGCACACAUAAGGUUUGCAAAAUAUACUGUGCAAACUCACUUUGUGAUUCAAAAAGGCAGAAAAAUAUGCUUAUUACCACUACAUCUGGUACAAGCUAGCGGAAAAAUGAUCCCACGCUAAGGUUCAAAAUAUGCCUUUUGAAAUACCCCAGGGUGUAUUCUUUAAUAAAUGGUAUGCUUUUGUGGUGUAGCUGGAAUAUGUAGCCUGCUCAAGUGCUCCAAAGAGGGACACGGACGCAUCAAAACCCUCCAUGAAAAUUCACACUUAAAACCCUGAACAGCACUGUAACUUCACAAAAUAGUGUCUAGGUCAUACAUUGGGCAUAUUAUUUUACUCAGAAGAUGUAACUGAGCAUAAUUUGGGUAAUUUUAUGACAGUGGUACAUAUCAAGUGUAAGAAAUACUCUGAAAAAGUAUGUAUGUAAAAAUCCCAUUUUUUUCCCCCUCAUCACAAACAUUGACAUAAAUUGGUGAAAAAAUUGUGACACGUUAAAGCAUAAUAUACACCAUAUACAAUACCCUGGGGUGUCUGCUUUAUCAAAUGGAGGCCCUUUGUGGGAUAAUUUGAACAGUCAAACUACAUAAUACCCCAAAAUGAGACAUAGGCCCAUCAUAUCCAUCUAUGAAAAUUCUAGCUUUAGAAACUGAAAUAGCCUUGGCUCUUAUAUGGCAUUGUAGCUUCACAGAAUAGUGCCGAAGGCAUACAAUGGGGGUAUCGUUGUACGCAGCAGAUGUAGCUGAACACAAUAUGGGGCAGGAAUAGCACACACCAGCUUUACGAAAUACACAUUACAAUAACCUUGUUAUAUGUGUAUAUGCCAAAAUAGAGAAAAAACACAAUUUUACUCCAAUAUUUAGCAGAGAUUGGCGAUGAAAUGGUUACGUAAAAAGUGUCAAAAUAACCUUAGGUAAAUAGCCUGUGAUGUCUACUAUAUAUAAAUAUAUAAUUUUGUGUGGCAAUUUUGUUUUUUGUCACCCCCUCUCCAAUGUUUUGUAACUGUUUGAAUUCCAUAAAAUGUAAUUCCACUUGGAUCCUGGUUAUGGUGUUCUAAAAAAUGUAGGGAAACACUAUGAGUUUUAAAUAGUUUCCUAAUGUUAUAUAUGUGUUCCCGCACCCUCGUGGCCACACAUCUAGAUGUUUUGCCUACAUAUUGUAGACCACAGGGACAUUCUAACACAUAUAUCACAUUUUUAGUCUUGCACGAAAUAAAAUUGUCUAUCUUAUGUUCUUUCAAAUUAACAUUGGAGUGGAAGGACAAAAUCUUCUUUUCUUUUACUUUAGAUGUUCUACACCCCAUACAAUUCCCACAAAAAUUAAAACCUUUUAAUAAAGCCUUCUGGCUAUUUAAAAAAUUAUUAUCGUUUUUUUCAAUAAAACUAGAAGUUAAAAUCUGUUUAAGAUUCUGAGCCCCCCUAUAUAUAAUUUUAGAUUUAUCCCCUAUAUAAGGUGCAAUAUCAUCGUCCUGUUUAAGUAAGUGCCAAUUUUUAUUAAAAAUAUGUUUCAAUUUUGAAUUAUUUUUAUUAAAAUUAAAUAUUAGUGGAAUCGUAUCUUCAUGCUUAUUAUCCUUCUUUUGCUGAUACUUUAACAGAUCUUCUCUAUUUAAUUCUCCAAUUUCUUGAAUUGUGUUUUCAAGGACUACUUUCUCAUAACCUUUUUCUAAAAAUUAUCCUUUCAAUGCAGAGGCCUGUAGAUCAUAUUUUUCUAUUUCUGAACAGUUCCUUCUUAAUCUAAGGAACUGACCUCUCGGAAUGUUAUCCAACCAAGGUGGAAAAUGACAGCUUCCUUUUUCAAUGAAGCUGUUCACAUCCACCUGUUUAAAAAAGGUACAUGUCUCAAUUUUUUAUUUUUUUACAUAAAUAUUCAGAUCUAGAAAAUCAAUCGUUUGCCGAUCAACUACAUGAGUUAAUUUAAUAUUCCACUGAUUCAUAUUGAGGUAGGUUAAAAAAUCUAAAACUGAUGAUUCGUCACCUUUCCAAAUAAAGAAAAUAUCAUCAAUGUAUCUUCUAUGGAGGACCAGGUUCGCAACCCAGUCAUGUUGAGAGAAAACAAAUCGUUCCUCCCAAUAAGCCACAAAUAAAUUAGCAUAACUGGGAGCGAACCUGGUCCCCAUAGCUGUAUUGUAUGGGGUGUAGAACAUCUAAAGUAAAAGAAAAGAACAUUUUGUCCUUCCACUCCAAUGGUAAUUUGAAAGAACAUAAGAUAUAUGUGUUACAAUGUCCCUGUGGUCUACAAUAUGUAGGCAAAACAUCUAGAUGUGUGGCCACGAGGGUGCAGGAACACAUAUAUAACAUUAGGAAAGGAUUUAAAACUCAUAGUGUUUCCCUACAUUUUUUAGAACACCAUAACCAGGAUUCAAGUGGAAUUACAUUUUAUGGAAUUCAAACAGUUACAAAACAUUGGAGAGGGGGUGACAUCAAUUCAAAUUUAAGUAAAUGUGAAAUGGGUUGGAUUUUUAAUUUGGAUACAUUAUCACCCAAAGGACUCAAUAUGGAGUUUGAGAUGAGUGUACUUAUUUAAUAGUUUUAUUGCUUAAAAUGUCUUAUAUAUAUAUAUCUUUUAUUGAUAUAUGACUAAUUAUUUAUAUGUUUUUUAUUGCACUGUUUUUACAGGUAUUAGGUUGAUUAUGUGGUCUCUCCCUUUAAAUUGCCUUCUCUUCUUCUUUUUCUUCUCUCCUUUUUUAUAAAUAUAUUUAUGUCACUAAUUGUAUUUUUAUAUUCAUUAUAAAUAUAUUUAUGACAUUAGUUUAGUUAUACAAUUGUAUUUUUAUAACCAUUAUUGAUAUAAGUUUUUAAGGGAUGAGAGGAACUUUUAUUAUGUUGUAAACCAAAGAAAAUACAUUGCCAGGAUGGUCCCAUGUAAAGUAUAUAAUACAAGACUGUUUUAAUAUGGCCCCGAUAGCUUCAAUGACCUAAUACGAACCACUUCCGGUUCGGCGAAAAACGUCUGACAUCAGACGCAACGUGACGCAAAAGAGGGAGGAAACACGGAAGUCGUCCAGCGGAACCAGGAAGUAGGAGGACACGAUCAUAAUGGAGAUUUUUUUGGCGCCAAAUUCAAACAGG